AUUGGCUGUAAUGUAGGUCGAUCAUGUUUCCAUCUCGUGCACGUAAAAUUUCGACUUGUUGAGUUGUUUCGUGUUUGUUAUCGAAGAAGAAAGUCGUGUUUAGGACAACUCAUGGAUAUGACGUUAGAUAGAGGAAUUUUUGUGCAUUUAGUUGCUGGAGGUGCUGGAGGUACCGCAGGAGCAGUGGCAACCUGUCCCCUGGAGGUGGUGAAGACACGCCUUCAGUCCUCCUUGGGAAUGUCCUUAACAGCCCAUCCAGCAUUUCGCCUGUCUCACAACACAGUGCUGGCCCACACUGCUGGCAUUCACACCAGUCAGGGGGCAGUUUUCCCCGUACUGAGGUCACAAACAGGAAGCCUGCGAUACUGUUUGGCACAUAUCCUGGAAACAGAGGGUGUUCAGGGACUGUUCAAGGGACUAGGACCAAAUCUCGUGGGUGUAGCCCCCUCUAGGGCCAUUUAUUUCUUUUCCUAUGCCAACAUGAAGACUUUUCUCAACUCCAGGAUCACUCCAGAUACACCAGUGGUCCAUUUCUUCUCUGCGUUAGCUGCAGGUUUCACAUCGUGCACACUCACCAAUCCUAUCUGGUUCGUGAAGACACGAAUCCAGCUUGAUCAGAAGAGGAACAACCGGUUGACGGUUCGAGAAUGCAUCCAACAGAUUAACCGACAAUACGGACUGCGUGGAUUCUAUAAAGGAAUUACAGCCUCCUACUAUGGCAUGGCUGAAACGGUAAUUCACUUUGUCAUCUAUGAGGCCAUCAAAGCUCAGUUACAGGAGCGGUAUUCUGGGGAGAGCACCACCUGGACAGACUUCCUACGAUGUAUGGUGGCUGGAGCAACCUCUAAAACCAUUGCAACAUGUGUUGCUUACCCUCAUGAGGUAGCACGCACAAGGUUAAGAGAAGAGGGUACAAAAUAUCGCUCAUUCUUCCAGACCCUAAUUUUAGUGUACAAAGAAGAGGGUCGUCCAGGGUUGUAUCGAGGAAUCGGGACUCAGCUGAUUCGACAAAUCCCUAACACGGCUAUUAUGAUGGCCACAUAUGAGCUAGUUGUGUAUCUCUUCUCAAAUUAAAUUAAAACCAUCAAGGACACCAAACACUCUGUGAUAAUUGUCCAGCAAGCAGGAUUUCAUUCCAACCCAAUGGAUGAAGGGAUGUGCUUGACAAUAAGCAUAACCACCCAGAACAUGGAACACUGUUUGUGAUUGUCUUCAAGACAAAGAUUCCAUUCCAGCCAGUCGGAUGAAGGAUCAUGCCUAGCAUGCCUUUCCUGUGGUCAUGUGUGUUCAGAUCUUACUUUGUGCCAAAUUGAGUUAGUACUAUUCUGAAGCUAGUCAUGUUUGAAUGGCAACAUGUUGGGAAGAAAAGAUUACAUGUUCUCAUGUGUAAUUUGUAUGAACUAUUUCCUGAUGUGACUUGUAACAGAUUGUUUCCUUGAAGGAUUAUGUUCUUAUCACAUCGAAUGUGGUUUUAAUGGAACUACACUAUUGUAAAUUAAAAGGCAUUUUGUUUUGCUCAGGAUAAAACCCACAAAUCCAUAGACUGCUGACACUCUUUGAUUUUAAAGUCGCCAUGAAUAUUUGUUUGGAAUUAGUACAAUGAUAACACCAUGUUGUUUUUUAAAAACUCUUUGGAAACUGACUGUUCAUGGCAAUAUAUUAUAAAGGACUUCAUGUGUUUCACUCAGGAAAGAAAUUACCUGUAUAAAUGUAUUGUCUGUUUCAAUUCAUGAUGUAGAAAUAGAUUGCAGCAUAGCAUUGUUUCUGUGAUUUAUUUGUAACAUUACAUGCUGUUAACUCAGUAUUUAUUAAAGUUUGGAAACUAAAA
Messenger RNA from Ostrea edulis (European flat oyster), 1828 nucleotides. Its product is annotated as solute carrier family 25 member 36-like. NCBI's taxonomy places the organism in Eukaryota, Metazoa, Mollusca, Bivalvia, Ostreida, Ostreidae. Gene Ontology annotation, molecular function: pyrimidine nucleotide transmembrane transporter activity. Gene Ontology annotation, biological process: pyrimidine nucleotide import into mitochondrion. Gene Ontology annotation, cellular component: mitochondrion. The transcript is spliced from 7 exons. The record is from RefSeq and is a predicted model, not a curated record. Bases 112 to 1074 code for a protein of 320 amino acids.